AUGAAGAAAAGAAUGUUGGGUCUGGCCCUUUGGCCUUUGUAUUUUUCAUUCCAGCUACUCCAGCUACUCCAGCAGCAAGUUGACUCAAGCGAGUGUAGCAACAACAGUUAUGUGAUCAAUGUGAUGCUCAUGAAUUACUCGGAUUUACCGUCAUCUACUGAUAUUUUGAAAUUAGCUGUGGAACGAGCCAUGGAAAGGGUACAAAAAGAAAUCCAGACAACAGAAAAAAAUGUUACAGUCAACGCCACCUUCCACAGCUUCACCUCCUCACUCUAUGUCUCAAAAGGCUGUCAGACCAGCACUUGUGAAGGUGUGGAGCUCAUCAAGGAAAUUUAUGACGAUGGCAUGCUUGGCUGUGUUGUCAUAGGACCUGCUUGCACUUACGCAACCUACCAAAUGGUCUCAGUUGAAACAAUACUGAGCCUGCCUCUGAUCUCUGUAGGGAGCUUUGGACUGUCCUGUGACUACAAAGCAAACCUUACCCGCCUUCUGACCCCGGCCAGGAAAGUGAAUGAUUUCUUCUAUUAUUUUUGGAAAGACUCUCGGCUGCCAUUCAAAACAACAAGCUGGGAGUCUACCUAUAUUUACAAGAGGAACAACAACUCAGAGGCGUGCUUUUGGUACAUGAAUGCACUAGAUGCUGGAAUCACAGAAUUCUCUGAAAGACUGAAGUUCAAGGACAUUUUAAGGACUCCAGAUCAGCUUAGAAAAACUGUGAAUGAUCCAAACCGGAAAAGCAAUGUGAUCAUCAUGUGUGGCUCUCCAGGUGACCUCACUGAAGACUUAGAGACAGUGGAAGUGGAUAAGGACAUUGUUAUCAUCCUGAUAGAUCUCUUCAAUAACAUGUACUUCAAGAACAACAUCUCAGCCAGUUACAUGCAGAAUGUACUUGUCCUGACUCUGCCACCAGCUCAAGACACCCUGAAUACCGUUGAUGACUCCAUCCUGAUGGAAGAUGACUUUGUUGUUGGCUAUUAUAAUGCAGUCUUGCUGUUUGGACAUGUUCUGAAGAAUUAUAUCCUCUCCCAGAAGCCAGUGUCAUCUCUUAGUCUCAUCAAUGAAUUCCGAAAUAUCACUUUUGAAGGGUUACUGGGUCCUGUGAUUCUAGAUCAGUUUGGAGACAUUGAUACCAAUAUGACCCUGCUGUACACGUCACAGACUGCAAAUCAUUUUGGAACUCUUCUGUAUUUCAACACUCAAAAGAAUGAGACAUUCGAGAAGGCUACAAGCCCGGAUUUUAUCUGGAAGAACCACAAGCUGCCCAGUGACAUCCCAGGCGCUGGCCCACACAUCUUGACUGUUGCUGUUUUCACACUCACAGGAAUUGUGAUUCUCGUUCUGAUCAUCUCUUUGCUGGUUCUAAGGAAGUACAGGAGAGAUAACGAGCGCCGGUGGAAGAAAUGGUCCCAUAUACCACCUGAGGAAAUCUUGCCUCUGGAGACCAGUGAGACUAGUCAUGUCAGUCUGAAGAUCGAUGAAGAUAAGAGACGUGACACCACCCAGAGACUGCGCCAAGGCAAAUAUGACAAGAAGGUGGUGAUCCUAAAGGAUCUCAAAAACAGUGAUGGUAAUUUUUCAGAGAAGCAAAAAAUAGAACUGAACAAGCUCCUGCAGAUUGAUUAUUACAACCUGACCAAGUUCUAUGGCACUGUGAAGAUAGACGCCAUGAUCUUUGGAGUGAUUGAGUACUGCGAAAGAGGUUCUCUGCGGGAUGUUUUAAAUGAUAAAAUCUCCUACCCUGAUGGCACGUUCAUGGAUUGGGAAUUUAAAAUCUCUGUCAUGUACGAUAUUGCCAAGGGGAUGUCCUACCUGCACUCAAGCAAAACUGAAGUCCAUGGUCGACUCAAAUCCACAAACUGUGUAGUAGACAAUCGCAUGGUAGUGAAGAUCACUGAUUUCGGCUGUAAUUCGAUUCUGCCUCCAAGGAAAGACCUGUGGACAGCUCCUGAGCACCUCCGUCAUGCUGAUGUAUCUCAGAAAGGUGAUGUGUACAGCUAUGGGAUCAUUGCCCAGGAAAUCAUCCUGCGCAGGGAGACCUUCUACACGGGACACUGCUGGGACAACAAAGAGAAACUUUACAGAGUGGAGAGUGGCAAAGGACCGAAGCCUUUCCGACCAGACUUGACCUUGGAAACAGUGGGAGAAAGACAGGUGGAAUUGUAUACACUAGUGAAGAGCUGCUGGGAGGAAGAUCCAGAGAAAAGGCCUGACUUUAAGAAAAUUGAGAGUACUCUGGCUAAAAUAUUCAGUAACUACCAUGGCCAGAACAAUGAAAGCUACAUGGACACUCUGAUCCGGCGUUUACAGAUGUAUUCCCGGAACCUCGAGCACCUGGUGGAGGAAAGGACAGAACUAUACAAAGCAGAGCGAGACAGAGCAGACAGGCUUAAUUUCAUGUUACUUCCAAGGCCAGUAGUAAAGUCUUUGAAGGAGACUGGACUAGUAGAACCAGAACUAUUUGAAGAAGUCACUAUCUACUUCAGUGACAUUGUUGGCUUCACCACUCUCUGCAAAUACAGCACCCCUAUGGAGGUGGUAGAUAUGCUGAAUGAUAUCUACAAGAACUUUGACCACAUUCUUGACCACCAUGAUGUUUACAAGGUAGAGACCAUUGGUGAUGCCUACAUGGUGGUGAGCGGUUUGCCAAAGAGGAAUGGCAACCGGCACGCAGUAGACAUCUCCAUGAUGGCUCUGGACAUCCUCAGCUUCAUGGGGUCUUUUGAACUGAGACAUCUGCCUGGUCUGCCUGUUUGGAUUCGCAUUGGAAUUCACUCUGGUCCAUGUGCAGCUGGAGUGGUCGGGAUAAAAAUGCCUCGUUACUGUUUGUUUGGAGACACAGUGAACACAGCUUCACGGAUGGAGUCCACAGGCUUGCCUUUAAGGAUUCAUGUAAAUGGUUCCACUGUUAACAUUCUCAAAAGAACAGACUGCCAAUUCCAGUAUGAAGUGAGAGGAGAAACAUACUUGAAGGGCAGAGGAACAGAGGUUACCUACUGGUUGACUGGUACUGAGGACAAGAAAUACAAUCUCCCAACACCUCCUUCUGUGGAGAACCAGCAGCGGUUACAAGAUGACUUAGCAGAGAUGAUAACCACUAUUCUUCAGAAAAGGGAAAAUGAAGGAUCCAGGACACGGAAGCUUUCACGGGUAGCCAGCUACCGAUCAGGUACCCUGGAAUACCUGCAGCUGGUCAGCACAGAGAAUUGUGCCACAUAUCUUUAA
Molecule: messenger RNA, 3222 nt
Organism: Indicator indicator
Lineage: Eukaryota; Metazoa; Chordata; Aves; Piciformes; Indicatoridae
Gene: GUCY2C
Product: guanylate cyclase 2C
Exons: 27
Coding region: 1-3222 (1073 amino acids)
Biological process (GO): cGMP biosynthetic process; receptor guanylyl cyclase signaling pathway; intracellular signal transduction
Molecular function (GO): protein kinase activity; peptide receptor activity; ATP binding
Source: RefSeq, a predicted model, not a curated record